This is a messenger RNA of Chelonia mydas (Green sea turtle), 1852 nucleotides long. RefSeq names its product sirtuin 5 (gene SIRT5). Lineage: Eukaryota; Metazoa; Chordata; Testudines; Cheloniidae. The record is from RefSeq and is a predicted model, not a curated record. Bases 205 to 1137 code for a protein of 310 amino acids. Gene Ontology annotation, molecular function: protein-malonyllysine demalonylase activity; protein-succinyllysine desuccinylase activity; NAD+ binding. The transcript has 9 exons.
GGGCGGGGGCUGUUCUGGGCCGGGCCCGGCUCCUCCCUUCCCACCCCGCCCAGGCGGCGGCGGCGGCUCCAGGGGUGGGACGUGCCGCCCUCCACGCAGCAGCGGCCGUAGCUGGGCCCUGACGCCAGCCGCUGCCGCCUGCCCCGCCGCUGCGGCCUCCGACCGGGCGCUGCUGCGGAGAUUAAGAACUAUAAAGUGAUCCUGAUGAGUCUCUUCCAGUUUACCAGUAGAAGGCUGGUUUCGCAAGCAUAUUGUGGACUUAAGCCACCUCCUUCCAAGAAACAAAGGAUUUGCUUAGAAAUGGCUCGCCCUAAUUCAAAUAUGGCUGAUUUUCGAGAAGUGUUUGCCAAAGCAAAGCAUAUAGCCAUUAUUACAGGGGCUGGUGUUAGCGCCGAGAGUGGUGUUCCUACCUUCAGAGGCACAGGGGGCUACUGGAGAAAAUGGCAAGCUCAGGAAUUAGCUACCCCAGAAGCCUUUGCAAGGAACUCCUCCCGUGUGUGGGAAUUUUAUCAUUACCGCCGGGAACUGAUGUUGAGUAAACAACCAAAUCCAGCACAUGUUGCCAUUGCAGAGUGUGAAGCCAGACUGAGCAAACAGGGAAGGAGUGUUGUGGUCAUUACUCAGAACAUCGAUGAGCUCCACAGAAAGGCGGGCACAAAACACCUCUUAGAAAUUCAUGGUAGCUUAUUCAAAACCCGAUGCACCAGCUGUGGAAAUGUGGCAAAGAAUUACAAGAGUCCAAUAUGUCCAGCUUUGGCUGGGAAAGGUGCUCCAGACCCUGAAAUAGAAGAUGCCAAGAUUCCAGUUGAAAAUCUUCCUCGGUGUGAAGAGCAAGGCUGCAAUGGCCUCCUCCGUCCCCAUGUUGUGUGGUUUGGAGAAACUCUGAAUUCAGACAUUCUUACAGAGGUUGAAAAUGAACUUGAGAUCUGUGACCUCUGUUUGGUGGUGGGAACCUCUUCUGUGGUGUAUCCUGCCGCUAUGUUUGCUCCUCAAGUAUCUGCCAGAGGAGUGCCAGUUGCAGAAUUUAACAUGCAAGCCACCCCGGCUACAAAUAGGUUCAGAUUUCAUUUCCCAGGUCCCUGUGGUACCACCCUGCCUCCAGCGCUUGCUCGCCAUGAAACUGAAAUAAUCUCAUGAGCAUUCAUCUGAGGGAGGGGAAAUAAUUAAAUUGCUAAGAAUAUCAGGAAGUACACAUAAGGUGAACUGGAUUGUUGUAGAAGAAACCCUAAGUGUUGUAAGGAGACUAGAUCUGUGGAUGAAACUAAUCAAAGAAAUCCUGAUUCUCAGUUACACUGAUGGCAGUGAUAGGGUUGGGAACAGGGGAAAAUACCGGACUUCGGAAUUUUUAAAAAGGUCAUGUUUCUGUCCGACUAAAAUCUUUUCUGUCAAAGGAAAACAAAAACAAUUAAAAAUGACUCCAAAAUUGGCUAGAAUAGGAUGAUGGUGUUCUAUUAGACGAAUCUGAACUCCACAAUGCCUUCAUUGUAAACCAAUUGGAGGCUUAUGGAUCUUUGACCUUUUUUAUGAGAGGUGAAAUUUCUGAGAGGGAUGUUGUGUGAAAAGAGGGAAAGUAACUUUUUAUGGGGCUAACACUUCGGCACUUUGAAAAGAAAUAAACACCCUAAAAACUUCGAGAGUCGUGGGAACGUUCACUCCAGGGGGAGCUUGGGGCUUGCGGUGCUGCACUUCGUGAGUGUGACAUGGAUGGAAGCGCGGUGCCUAUGGGAGGACCAGUUCCAGCCUAGCCGCUUUACCAGCUGCACCGGGGAGCUGCAUGGUCUUCGUGUUAUUUCCCUUGCUUACGCACCUGUUACCUUGUUAUGGGACAUGAGAUUAAAGGAGUGUUUCUGUC